Messenger RNA from Stegastes partitus (bicolor damselfish), 2212 nucleotides. RefSeq names its product ADP-ribosylation factor 1-like. Lineage: Eukaryota; Metazoa; Chordata; Actinopteri; Pomacentridae. Bases 145 to 684 code for a protein of 179 amino acids. The record is from RefSeq and is a predicted model, not a curated record. Gene Ontology annotation, molecular function: GTPase activity; GTP binding. The transcript is spliced from 5 exons.
CCCACCGAGUUCCUGUGACGUGUCAAGAUGUCGCCAUUUUCCUGAGGAAGGAAACGCCUUGAAGGAACGAAAACAAAUCAACUGAGUUUUUUGGAGCUCAUUCAUUUUUUUCCCACCAGGAGUAGGUUCCCAUCAUCCGCCGCCAUGGGGAACGUUAUUGCAUCGCUCUUUAGCAUGUUCGGAAAGAAGGAGAUGAGGAUACUCAUGGUGGGUCUGGACGCUGCUGGAAAGACGACUAUUUUGUACAAGCUUAAACUUGGAGAGAUCGUGACCACCAUUCCCACAAUAGGUUUUAAUGUGGAGACAGUCGAGUACAAGAACAUCAGUUUCACAGUGUGGGACGUCGGUGGUCAAGACAAAAUUCGACCGCUGUGGCGUCAUUACUUCCAGAACACACAGGGUCUCAUCUUUGUUGUGGACAGCAACGACAGAGAGCGAUGCGGCGAGGCUCGAGAGGAGCUCCUGAGAAUGUUGGCAGAGGACGAGCUGAGAGAUGCUGUGCUGUUGGUGUUUGCCAACAAACAAGACCUUCCAAAUGCUAUGAAUGCAGCAGAACUCACAGACAAAAUGAAUCUUCACGCCUUACGCAACAGGAAGUGGUACAUUCAGGCAACCUGUGCCACCACUGGAAACGGACUCUAUGAAGGGCUAGACUGGCUGUCCAGUCAGCUCCAGAAGCAUUAACGAUCACAGAAUUUCUUGAAACUAAGCUGCUCCAACCAGUGCUCUUUACUAAUUCAUGCUUUCGGCAUCCAUGUGUGCAGGCCAGUAAGUGGACAGCAGAGACGGCUGUGUUCAUACUGCAGUCGGUCUUUGCCGGUCUGCUCAGCAGCUGGUGACUGAUGACGCUGUAGCAGCAUAUCAGUCAUUAUCCCUGAGGUGUGCUUGGCUCAGGGUGUCAACACAGUGUCGCUUCUCAUACCAAACACUUGUUUUAAUUUGUCGUGUAGUGUAGACAGUACGGACCUCCACGAAAUUGUGUUGAUGAUGAAAUUUCUGUACCCUUUCGGAUGCGGACAGCAUGAAUUGGUCUUAAAGGUGUUGCACCACUGAGCUAACCUGCACUGAAAGCAGCUUUCAUCAUGACAAACAUGCAGGCCAGUGGUUGGGGGGAUAUUUUCAUGUAAAGCAGUUAUUUUUUUUUUGUUUUAUUGUAACUGUAAAUAUAAUUGGUAACGGGGCAGGUUAAUACACUCUUUAAAAUCCUACUGUGGUUAUUUCUCUUUUAUUAUUUCUAUUUUCUCGGCUGUCGGGCAGCCAUGUGUGCACUGAAUAAGAAAAAAGGGAGGUGAUAAAUUUACCAGCACACGUCGGCCCCCCCAGGACCUCAAUGCAAUCUAAUGACUCGUUAUUAUCUGGUCACACGAACCACGAGGUGUGAUCAUUCAGGGGCUUCUCAUUUUUAAAGAACUGAACUAUACACUGAUGCACUACUUGCAGCUACUCUUGUUAGUUUUGCCAACGACUUCCUGUACCAGCCCCUCAAACUGCCGUCUAGUUGAUCAUUUGUACUGACAUCAGUCCUGUCGGUGAACACUUACCAGCCUUUGUUGUAUGUUGGCCUAAAUUGAGAGACAUUGCAAUGAUCUCACGUCUAUCUGCUCCUAAGGCAGUGUGUCGAGUGGAAUUUUGUACUUUUAGAGUCUCAGGUUAAUUGUGUGCUGCCUUUGCAAUACUAAUUGUUAGGAAUAACUGCAUGAUGUGGUGUGUUGGUCGCUGCACAUCGUCAGGCAGCAGAGGAACUGUUAUCCCACCGAGUCUUCAUUUCUGCAGCCCUAAACUGAUCAUUUUUCUGUGUACUCUGAGCAGCAACUGUCAGGAGCUGCUUAGUGUCCUCACUAAAGGCUCUACUUGGUCUUUUUGUCAUUGUAAUGGCAAUACAAAAUCAGCAGCAUCUUUUAUACAGUGCCAGCAUUUCUUGGUUGUCCUUCGAUAAACAGGAGGCCGUACAGCUGCCUUUUUAUCCAUUACUUACUUCCAAGGGUCGUUUCUAAAAGGUGUGGGUGUGGCUUUGCUUGUUGUGGGUGUAUUGAACAUUUUUAUGAUUUAUAGAUGCCUAAAUGUUCUUUUGAUGUCUUAAGAUGGUUUUCAUGUAAAGCCUUUUGCUUUGUGUGGGGAAAAAAUUAAGAUGUAAUUAAAGUGACUGGAUGCAUAAAAGUCUCUUGAUGUUCGUUUUGUUUCACACUAUGCAUUAAAAUGACUGAAGUUUAAA